This is a messenger RNA of Schizosaccharomyces osmophilus, 768 nucleotides long. It is a transcript of the gene tip41, whose product is annotated as TIP41 type 2a phosphatase regulator Tip41. Gene Ontology annotation, biological process: TOR signaling. Gene Ontology annotation, cellular component: cytosol. The transcript has a single exon. The record is from RefSeq and is a predicted model, not a curated record. Lineage: Eukaryota; Fungi; Ascomycota; Schizosaccharomycetes; Schizosaccharomycetales; Schizosaccharomycetaceae. The coding region runs from base 1 to 768 and encodes 255 amino acids.
AUGGAUCCGAAAAUAGAACAAUAUAGUUACGGUUUUUGGAAAAUAAAAACCCAAAAAGGUGCUAUUUUGAAAUCGUAUGAGGCUGAUAAUAUGCAGACGAAUUUAGGAUUUGCGCCUCCUGAGAUGACAUUUGGAAAGAACUUCAUUACAAUUUAUUAUAAAGAUAGCCCAAUUUACGGGUUUUUUACCAAGGAUGCUCUAGAAAUGGUCGGUAAAGGAUCUGGUGAAUUAAUGCAAGUUUCAUUCGCAGAAGAGUGGAUAAAAUCAAGAACCAAAACCGGAGAGAGCUUUCCUGUUGUCUCUCCUUAUGAUUGGACUUACUACACCGAAUACCAAGGUACAGUUUUAGAUCAAAACCUUCGUUUCAAAGACGUUCAGGACCAAAUACCUGCGGUAAAGAUUGUACAAGCCGGUAGUAACUUGUGGUACACCGAGUUAAUAUUGUUCGAAGACGAAUUAGCUGAUAAUGGCAAAGCAAUGUUUGAUGUUCGAGUACGGAUAGUGAAAGGACACUUCAUUUUGCUAGCAAGAUUGGUAAUGCGUUUGGAUAAUGUAAUAGUGCGUGUGAAUGAGACAAGGAUCUAUAUCGAUUUGAAUGGUAAUCGGGUAUUAAAAGACUUUCGUAAAAAAGAGUCCAAUUAUGAGAGCGUCAUUAAACGUAUACCUCUAGGAUCAGAUAAAGCAAGACUUUUGGAUGAUAAUAACUGGCUUAGUGAAAGUUUACCAUUGCUGUACCACAAUGUAUCAGAGCUUCGGGGUGUACUUUAA